Histoplasma mississippiense is the source of this 243-nucleotide messenger RNA. RefSeq lists its product with no specific name. The record is from RefSeq and is a predicted model, not a curated record. Lineage: Eukaryota; Fungi; Ascomycota; Eurotiomycetes; Onygenales; Ajellomycetaceae. Bases 1 to 243 code for a protein of 80 amino acids. The transcript is spliced from 5 exons.
AUGGAAAGAGCAAUCCUUCAAUCAAGCAAGCUUUACUGCCUUACCACGGCUUCUGACAUAGUGAGGGGCGUGCCCGCUGAUGAUGAUAAUGAGGUUGAUGAGGAUGAGAUCAUGUCAGUCGCUGAUGAUGAUAAUGAGGUUGAUGAGGAUGAGAUCAUUCUGAACACUCAUAGAAUAUAUGCUGAUCUCAGUGAAAGGUUGGAAUAUAACCUCUACAACUCAGAUAACUCAACAAUAAAGUGA